UUCAGGAGGAAAAAGCUGUAGGACACUGAGAAAGUUCUUCAUCAGAGAAAUUAUAUUAUGACAUUUAAUUAAUCAAAGUUUGUUUCAAAAUGAAAUGGCCAUCCUUGGUCUUUUAGUCUGACGUCAUUUCCACGGGUUGAGAGUGUGUCGCUCGUGAGCGUGUCAAGGUUAACAACAGUUGAGAGGCUCAUCUUUAUCUGUGAUCUUGUCAACAGUAAGACUUCGGAGUAGGAAGCGAGGCGCAUUGUCGUGUUCAGUUUCUGAGAGUCCUCAUCCUCAAAACAGUCAUGCUGUGAAACUCUGACCAAAAGUUUUUGGAAGGCUUUUGGAAGAGAAACUUUUCAUUCAUCACCUGAUACUUUUCAACUGCCAGUUUGGAACCAAUAAAGCCUUGCUAAUGAGUCGGAGUUGUCUUAAUUCGGAGAUGACAAUGGAGGACAGAAACAGCCGGAAUGGUGGCAGAGAGAGACUUGGACUCAGCUUCACUAUCGACUACCUUUUGUUCAAUAAAGGUGUCAAAGGUUCUAGAGAAGAGGCAACAGGAAGUCGCACAGUUGAAGAGAUGGCGAAUAACAUGGUAAACAAUCAGAGUCCUAAACCCAAAGAGGUUGGGAAUGACUCUGAGACACAUGAGAAGCGGCUACAGCGUUUGGAAGCAGAGACGGAAGAAAGAAAAGUCAAAGAAGAGGAGGGGGCGGAAGAUCAGCAAAAGGAAGGGGAGGAGGAAGUGACCACCACCACAUUUACCGGUCCAGAGAAGUCAGCGGACAAACCCAACCAGUCGUACAUCGCGCUCAUCUCCAAGGCAAUUCUGGCAUCUGAGCAGAAGAAACUGCUGCUGUGUGACAUAUACCAAUGGAUCAUGGACCACUACCCGUACUUCAAGAGUAAGGAUAAAAACUGGAGGAACAGCGUGCGCCACAACUUGUCACUGAACGACUGCUUCAUCAAAGCGGGCCGCAGUGACAACGGGAAAGGCCACUUCUGGGCAAUUCAUCCAUCGAACUACCAGGACUUUUCGAACGGGGAUUACCACUGCCGGCGGGCACGGCGGAGGGUACGCAGGGUGGCAGGACAGCUCCCUCUUCCUUCUCUUCCCUCCCCCUACCACCCUGCCUUCACCCGGCCUCACAGAACGACCUGUUGGUGCUGCCCUCAAGCCCAAUCGCUCCCUCUGUCCUGCCUGGCACCAAGACUCUACUGGCCAUGGCCCAGUGUGCAGCCUCAGGUGGGGAUCCACCCUGGCCUGCGGACCUCCGUACCCUGAGAGAGAAAGUAGUUUGUGUUUUUGUAUGUAUGUAUCAUGUUUGCUAAAGAAUAUGUCAUUAGAUGGUGUUAUAACUCAAAUGAACUCUGAAAGUGUUACAAUGUUUAGGCUGUUCAACUAUGAAAUUAAAUGUAUGACUCCUCUGAAUACUAUUCAUCUUUUAUUUGUAGUUUGGGUUUUAAAGCAUAACUAAAUCCAUUUUUUGUUAUAAACUCAUUAAAUUAUAUUGA
Molecule: messenger RNA, 1497 nt
Organism: Labrus mixtus (cuckoo wrasse)
Lineage: Eukaryota; Metazoa; Chordata; Actinopteri; Labriformes; Labridae
Gene: foxq2
Product: forkhead box Q2
Exons: 2
Coding region: 398-1267 (289 amino acids)
Biological process (GO): anatomical structure morphogenesis; cell differentiation; regulation of transcription by RNA polymerase II
Molecular function (GO): DNA-binding transcription factor activity, RNA polymerase II-specific; RNA polymerase II cis-regulatory region sequence-specific DNA binding
Source: RefSeq, a predicted model, not a curated record